Dendroctonus ponderosae (mountain pine beetle) is the source of this 2272-nucleotide messenger RNA. RefSeq lists its product as uncharacterized. Gene Ontology annotation, cellular component: microtubule organizing center; microtubule. The transcript has 11 exons. Gene Ontology annotation, biological process: intracellular signal transduction. The record is from RefSeq and is a predicted model, not a curated record. NCBI's taxonomy places the organism in Eukaryota, Metazoa, Arthropoda, Insecta, Coleoptera, Curculionidae. The coding region runs from base 77 to 2257 and encodes 726 amino acids.
UUCUGAAUGGGAGAAAGUCAAUCAGAGCUGACAAGCAAAUUGACGUCAUUGAUCAGCAAUGUGAACCAGCCUGGGCAUGCCAGCAAAACCACGAGCCUGGCAAACGCUCGAUGAACCAAAAUGUGGCAAACCCGUAAAAAUUACCGUGUGGAAGAACCAGGACUUUGACUGUCCCGGCCAGGAGAUCACUUUGCAUCCGAAAUUCCUAAAGUCCUGGACGGGCACCUUAGGGCUACUCACCUGUGUGCUACAGCCUCGCUUUGGGGCUGUGCGCAAGCUGUACCAUCUGGACACUAAGAAACUGGUGUUGUGCCUAAAGGAAAUCCGGCCCAACGGGAAGUAUGUCGCUGUAGGGGCUGAGAAAGUCAAAUUUCGGAAGAACGGAUACGUGGAUGAAUCGAAAAUGAAGCGGCGACCCUCCAAGCACGACUACAGUAUCAGCAUCUCGGACCUAAACCUCAUCGCAUGCACCAAGAGGAAUAAAAGAACUCUCCUCUACAUCAUGGUAUCAGGAAGAGCCUGCCAACUGCCCAGUAAAGUAGUCCUAAUUGAGCGGGACCUUAUGGACUACGACAUGGUGCUGGACUAUCUGGGACAUCGCCUGGAUGUGGGCGAAGGUAUACAGUACCUGUGCUCUAUCGACGGCAAGCCAAUCCACGAUCCGUCGGAUCUACUGCACGGCCAGCUUUAUGUGGCCGUUCCACACGCCAGCAGCUUCAUCCAGCUGGACUAUUUGGACCUUUUCUCGAAUCUGCUGCCUUCUAUAAGGUUGAAAGCUGCGAAGCCCAAACGGUCCAAAAGCCAGCAGGCAAGAAGUGAGGAGGACAUCGACAAGACGGGAGUAGACGGAAACAGCCAGCAAGAGGGCGAACUCAGCAAAAUUGCAAGCCAAACCAGUAAGCAGGCAAGUAGGAGUCAAGAACACAGCAAGGGAGAAUGCGAACUCCAAGAAAUCGAUGGGAAAAUGAGCAAAUCUGGUGCGAAAGCAUCAAAGUCCAUUUCGAAGGAAGAUGGGAGCAAACACGUAGAAGUACAAGUGGGCGAAUAUCCGGAGGAUCAUCCAUCUGGGUAUGCGUUUCUGCAAGCCAAGUGCGUUGGCGCAAAAUGCAUCGACCAAGACUGCAGAGUGUUCAGAAAAGAAUACCCCAGCCUUCCAGCUAGUUUCUUCAAUAUGCAUGAAUCUCCUCAUCAUUUGGCGGGCGUCACAGUGGAGAACAUCAUGUCCGAGGUCAUCGCAGUCAGGAAUUUUCUGGAUAGCAUUGUAGACCAUACCAUGGAGCAGGUGAAACGGCGCGGAGUUGCCACUCAAUCUUACUCCGAAGCACACUGCCUGCCUAUCAUUGACGAGGAGGAGGACGUUUACCUCACCUGGCCUACUCCUGGACACACAGCCAACCAUUGCGAUGAAAGCGUGACCACCAUGGAACUGGCACAGCAGGAGAGGGAACUGACAACGUUUGCGGACAUUGCCAGAAAUAAGCAGCUGGAUGAAGAGGUUCAUCCCCUUUUUGCUUUUGAUACGGCCUUUCCUAAUCUGCAAAUCCCAGAAGCCGCGCAGCUGAACAACUCCCACAGAAAGGGCGUGUCCUUUAUGCAGAUUGAUUCACCGGAAUCAGGCCUGGUUCGGGACACUCAGGUCGCAGAAAAAGAGCUUUCCAGCAGCAACGAGUUUGCAGUGGGGCGGCGACGAUCUUUGUCCAAUGUGUUUGUUCAGCAAGCUGCAAAGGGAAAGUCAGCCACGGAAGACAGUCGCCCGGAGUGCCAUCCAGACCAAAGACCUACUUUGGCAUGCAGCGAAAUAAUCCUUCCUCCACGGAGCGACGCAAUGGUUACAGCGGUGCAACCGAAGCCUCCAUUGAAGAUCGACAAGAGAAAGUUCCCGAGAAUGUCAAUCCUGAGAAGCAAGACCAACAGCCCACUGAAAGUGGCACAAGAACUGGAAACGCACCUUCCAGUGGUGGUUCAGUCCAGCUUCGUGAGCAUUCGCAGCAGCAUUGUCGACCCGCAGGCUGACCAAAUGAAGCAGCAGCUCUCACGUUUGCUGGAAAAAGGCGUGGACGUUGUUUCCGAUGACGAGUUUGACGUUAUAUACGAAGAGGACUCAUUGUCGGGGCACUCGAUGUUGAGCAAAGGGAUCCAGAAGGACUGGAAGCUGAAUGAAGACAUGUAUGAGCGUGCUGUGCAAACGGGGAUCGUGGAGGCUUUGGAUGAUGUUGUAGAAGCAGCGUCGCAAGCCUCUGAAGCUUCGGAUAAAUAAACCACUGCCGAUGUC